AAAGGGUAUGGGGAAAUUGAUUUAGAUGAAAAUUUAGAACAUAUGAAAGAUGAUGAAAUAAACACAGUUACUCUGGAUAGCAUAGUAGAGGAUGAACAAGAGGAUGAAAUGGAACAAAAAGAUGCGCUGGUUGGAUCUACAGAAAACAUAAACCAGUAUGAUGGGACCAAAAUCAAAGAGGAUGUUCAUGAUGACCAAACUGUUGACGAUAGUGAGGGAGUCAUAGGGGAUCAAGAUGAUUGUGCCUUUCUUGAAGAUACUGGAACAAAUAAUCAAGGUGCAUAUGAUGAAAGGGCCAGUUGUGGGGUUGAGAGUAGAAUGGGAUGGGUAGAAGAAGAUUCCAGUGGUGAUGAUGAUUUCAAUGAGGAAAUUAAAGAUCAUGAUAGAACAGCAGUUAAAGAAAAGAGCAGUGAAAUGGUUUCUCAGAGUAAGAGUGACGAUUUGGUCCAGACGAAGAGCUCAAACAUAUCAGAAGACUCUCAGGAUGCUGAUUGUUCAAGUGGUGCAAUAAAAGAUAAUGUGACACUGAAAGUAUCAAGUCCAGAAGAUCAAAAAGAUAAUACGGGGAACCAAGCUUGCACAAUAGACCAAGUGUGCAGGCCAAAUAGCCCAAAUGGCUCAAAUGCUUUGAAUCAAGAUGGUAUACUAAUUAGGAAAUGCAGUCCGAAAGAGGAAUGUGAAAAUGUAGAUAAUGCUGAUAAUGAUGAAAUUAAUGAAAUAAUGGAAAAGGAAACACCAAG
Molecule: messenger RNA, 740 nt
Organism: Owenia fusiformis
Lineage: Eukaryota; Metazoa; Annelida; Polychaeta; Sabellida; Oweniidae
Source: the annotation of a GenBank genome assembly